This is a messenger RNA of Phyllopteryx taeniolatus (common seadragon), 1088 nucleotides long. It is a transcript of the gene ube2e2, whose product is annotated as ubiquitin-conjugating enzyme E2E 2. Gene Ontology annotation, molecular function: ubiquitin conjugating enzyme activity. NCBI's taxonomy places the organism in Eukaryota, Metazoa, Chordata, Actinopteri, Syngnathiformes, Syngnathidae. The transcript has 6 exons. Gene Ontology annotation, cellular component: nucleus. Bases 252 to 860 code for a protein of 202 amino acids. Gene Ontology annotation, biological process: protein polyubiquitination. The record is from RefSeq and is a predicted model, not a curated record.
CGCGCGCGCGGAGGCGGUCCGGAGGCUUACCUCGUCUCUGCUUCUUGUUCUUCUUCUCAGUGCUCAGUGCAGUCGUUUCUCGCUGCCUCCACCACCACCACGCGACUUUAAAGAGCAAAAAGGACGACUUGGAGCGAGUGAGAGAAAAGGCGGCCGUGUGACUGAGGAUCCUCAUCUCUUCGUUCUUUUUUUGGGGAUUAAAAAUCACGCCGAAUCGCAGCGUUGACGGCCGAGCGCCAGCAGGGCCUACGAUGUCCAAUGAAGUGCAAAGACCGGACGACAGCCCCAGCACCAGCGGCGGCAGCUCGGACAUCGAGCAGCGCGAGUCGUCCGUACCAACCGAGCAGGAGCGUGAACAAGCGCAGCCCAAAAAGAAGGAGACCAAGAUCUCCAGUAAAACCGCUGCUAAACUGUCGACGAGUGCCAAGCGGAUUCAAAAGGAGCUGGCUGAAAUUACAUUAGACCCUCCUCCAAACUGCAGUGCCGGCCCCAAAGGAGACAACAUCUAUGAGUGGAGGUCCACUAUCUUGGGACCGCCAGGGUCCGUGUACGAGGGAGGCGUCUUCUUCCUGGACAUUGCAUUCACGCCAGACUACCCCUUCAAACCCCCCAAGGUGACUUUCCGCACUCGCAUCUACCACUGCAACAUCAACAGCCAGGGCGUAAUCUGUCUGGACAUCCUGAAGGACAACUGGAGCCCCGCGCUCACCAUCUCCAAGGUGCUGCUGUCCAUUUGCUCCCUGCUCACAGACUGUAACCCAGCCGACCCCCUGGUGGGAAGCAUCGCCACACAGUACCUGACCAACAGAACCGAGCAUGACAGGAUAGCCAAGCAGUGGACAAAGAGAUACGCCACAUAGACACACACUCAACACAUGCACACACACGUUCACAAGCCACACUCUUGCUCCUCCUCCUCCUCACUCUACCACUCUACCUCUUUCUACCCUCAGUCCGUCAAAGCACACUCACUAAGUGCAUCGCUUUACCCAGUCCUCCUCUUCCUCCUCCCCAAACAUUUUAUGUUUAAAAAAAAAGUAAAAAAAAGGAAAACACACAAAAAAGAAUAAUAAACACAAAAAAAAAUC